AUGGCUUACAACUACUCGCACGUUAUCGAGUCACUGGACCACACACCGUCGUGUGGCACCAGCAAGGGACGCGUGCGUGCCGAUUCUGGCCCAUCUUCGGGGCCCACACUUUCUCCCCCGGCCGCCCAACUCGGGUCCGCUCGCUCCCCCUCACCACUGCGUGAGGCGGCGGCCCGCCAGCCGGUCCUCCUACAGCCUCUUCCCCCCUCAACCGUAUUCGAGAAGGAGGGUGCAGCGCAGAGUGAGCUCGAACUAGACCGGCAGACAACCCAGCGGAAACGCGAGCGCGAGCUUGCCGAAGCGCUGCAAGACGCCCAGUUUACGAUUGAGCGCAUUGCCGCCCGCGAAGAGAUGGGCACGUGGGCCAAAAAGGUCAACGACGUAAAUGUCGAAGAGGGGCACAAGACUGCUCCAUUCGUACGCCCACCAGAAGCGUAUGAAUUGUACAAGGCGAUUGAUAACAAGGAUCUCGACUUUAUCGCGCGUGUCCGUGACCACGCGUUCCCACUGCUAUUGCAGAAGAAUGCGAGCGAGUUUCCAAUCGUCUACGCGGCGAGAAUUGGACCGAGUCAUCGCGACGUGUUGAUUUUGAUCGUCGGUGCGUUUAGCCGAUACGUUAACCAUCUCGACGAGGACGACUUUAAGAAAAAGGAGGUACAGAACAUGCUCAAGAUGCUACGUGCAAAUCUCAAACUCGCGAUUGAUAAUGCGCUACUCCCACAAAACCAGCCACACCUCCUCUCCUCAUACCUCCAGGUGUUGAUCAUGAGCGAGGGUGACUCGUGGAUCCACAAGACGGCACACGACCUUGGUCUCCUCUUACGUGAUCCCGACGGCCGGCCGGUGGCAGAGGCUGAAGCACUCGUCCGCCGCUUCGCUACGCGCGAGCUACGAUCUGUUCCGGGGGGCGUGGCGGAUGUAGAAGAGUACGUGUGGAACGCGACGCUCGACCUCGUCAUCAUGGCUGCGUGGAGUGUCGCUGCGGGCCAGAUUGACGCAGAAAACCUGCCCACAUACACUUUUGCGCGCGAUCUGCGCACCUUUGCCGAACUUAAGGAGGCAAUGGAGGCGAAUAAGGUCAAGAUGGCGCGCGUGAACCGCCGUGUGCGGUUCAUCCUCGACACGGUUAUGCGCAUCGCGCCGAAUACGGUGCUGGGCAUGCGGGCGCGCGUGUCCGAGGUCCGCGCGGCUGUCGACCGGGGAUCGCCCGCGGUGUAA
Messenger RNA from Cutaneotrichosporon cavernicola, 1218 nucleotides. RefSeq lists its product as uncharacterized. The transcript has 2 exons. Lineage: Eukaryota; Fungi; Basidiomycota; Tremellomycetes; Trichosporonales; Trichosporonaceae. The coding region runs from base 1 to 1218 and encodes 405 amino acids. The record is from RefSeq and is a predicted model, not a curated record.